UUACAUAACUGUAUAUUACACGGUCUCUUCUAAUUUAAUCAACAAACCGCCUUCUUAAAAAGAAGACACGUGACCGCUUUGUUUACGUGGUGACGUGUAACGGAAGGACAUACUUACAUGACAGCACUGGCGAUGAGAGACAGAAACGAGAGCACGAGCGCGCCUUUAGUCUAGCUCGUGUCACGCCGUCAUCAUCAUCAGGACGUCCUGCUCGUGCUGCUGUGACACUGAGAGGAUCCUUACCUGUUCAUCUUCACCUAGGCAUUGAGUGAGGCUGCUGUUCGUUCACUGAAGCCAUGGCCAGUCCAAAUGACCUACAGUUUCAAGAGUUUGAGGAAGCAGCAGAGCUGCUGUCUGCAGACCCGGGAGCCUCCACACUCAGUAUGUCUUCCUCAAAAAACACCACCACCACUGCUGCAGCAACAGCAGGAGGAGGAGAGGAUGUGAAACUGGACCUUUCAGAUGACGAAGAGGGUCAGGAGGAGAGCUCGGAGCUGUUAGGAGGACAGAAAGCAACUGGUGGCUUCUGGACCUUUGAGUACUAUCAGUCGUUCUUCAAUGUGGACACAAUGCAGGUACUGGACAGAGUCAAGGGGUCAAUGAUGCCAUUACCUGGAAGAAACUUCAUCAAACACCACCUUAGGAGUAACCCAGAUCUAUAUGGUCCCUUCUGGAUCUGUGUGACACUAGUGUUCUCAGUAGCAAUCAGUGGGAACUUGUCCACCUUCCUCACUAAGAUGGGAACAUCUACGUACCACUACAGACCACAGUUCCACAGAGUGACGAUAGCUGCAGUAGUGAUCUUCAUGUAUGCCUGGCUCGUGCCAAUUGGUUUAUGGGGUUUCCUGACCUGGCGGCAAGGGACUGAGAGGCAGAUCGGAGGCUAUUCCUUCCUGGAGACUGUGUGUGUCUAUGGUUACUCCCUCUUCAUCUAUAUCCCGACAUCGGUUUUGUGGAUCAUUCCAUAUGAGUGGGUGCGCUGGACACUCAUCGUGGUUGCCAUGGUGAUCUCUGGCUCAGUUCUUGUACUCACUUUCUGGCCCGUUGUCCGUGACGACACCAAGGUGAUGGCCGUGGCUACGGUUGCGACCAUAGUGGUUUUGCACACACUGCUGGCUAUCGGCUGUAAGAUGUACUUCUUCCAGACAGCAGUCCAUGUACCAGCAUCAGACCCUACAGCCCAGCCGAUUCAAUUAACACAGCCCACUGAACAUCACUGACCAAAGGACAUGAAGGAUAAAGUGUCUGUUGUGUUUGGAAACACAUGCAGACAUAAAACUGUAUAGACCGGCUGGAUGAGGCAAUUGAUUAUUGCCAUUGUGUGAUUUGUUCAAUACGGGGAUGGGUGUGAAUGGUUGUCUUAUUUAUCCUGAGGUGGUUCUACUGUGAGCACUUUUUUCUCUGCAAUAACUGUACAUUUCUACUGUGAUGUUUCAGGAUGUGGUGCAUUGAACUACUCUAGCAUGGCUUCCUUAACACUGUGAUUGC
Messenger RNA from Larimichthys crocea (large yellow croaker), 1488 nucleotides. It is a transcript of the gene yipf2, whose product is annotated as Yip1 domain family, member 2. NCBI's taxonomy places the organism in Eukaryota, Metazoa, Chordata, Actinopteri, Sciaenidae. The transcript has 9 exons. Gene Ontology annotation, biological process: vesicle-mediated transport. The coding region runs from base 297 to 1220 and encodes 307 amino acids. The record is from RefSeq and is a predicted model, not a curated record. Gene Ontology annotation, molecular function: small GTPase binding. Gene Ontology annotation, cellular component: membrane; Golgi apparatus.